AUGCCAGCGAACGGCUUACCCACACACACGCACGCUUUGGCACGCGCGUUGCAGGUUUCGGCGAUGCGCGUCUCCGCGAUAAAGGAGGAGCUCGACGAACGAGGGGUCGGGUACAGAGGGCUCUUCGAUAAGUCGGAGUUCGUGGACCUCCUGGUCGACGCUAGGGCCGAGGGGAUCACCGCACCUCCGCUAUCAUCGUCCGGCGACACCGAUGGUGGUGCUGGGAGCGGAGGGGGGGCAUCCGCCCAGGCACAAGACAAGGCCGACGCCGCCUACAAGGACGUCGAGGGUGUGCAAAGGGACCAGGGGGCGUUUGCCUUUGAAGAGAGUGAAUGGAGCCUCUUGUUGGACGUCGCCCCUCUCAUUGUGCUGAUGACACUCGACACUUUUUGCGUCCUCGAUGACACUUGA
Messenger RNA from Ectocarpus siliculosus, 411 nucleotides. Lineage: Eukaryota; Phaeophyceae; Ectocarpales; Ectocarpaceae. The record is from the annotation of a GenBank genome assembly.